This is a messenger RNA of Ictidomys tridecemlineatus (thirteen-lined ground squirrel), 4319 nucleotides long. RefSeq names its product solute carrier family 24 member 4 (gene Slc24a4). The record is from RefSeq and is a predicted model, not a curated record. NCBI's taxonomy places the organism in Eukaryota, Metazoa, Chordata, Mammalia, Rodentia, Sciuridae. Gene Ontology annotation, cellular component: plasma membrane. Gene Ontology annotation, molecular function: calcium, potassium:sodium antiporter activity; calcium channel activity. Gene Ontology annotation, biological process: sensory perception of smell; calcium ion transmembrane transport; intracellular calcium ion homeostasis.
GCGAAAGCAGCUAGCGGGAGGCGCCACUGCCUCGCAGACGCAAGCACCGGCAGCUGAGGAACCCGAGAGAAAGUUCCCGGGGAGAGCUCGCCCCUGGGAGGGCCGAUUGGAGGCUUCUCGCCCAGAGGGUCGCAGGUCCCGCGCGUCCAGCCUGCCUACCAGCUGCGCACACUUGGCCGCUCAGGGGCUCGGCUCGCCGGGAAGUAGGGGAGCAUCGCGGGCGGGCAGUCGGGGCGGCAGCGGCUAAACUUGGAGGAGGAGGAUGCUGCCAGUGGGCGCGGCGGCGUGGAGCGCGUGGGCGCACUGAGUGCUCCCGGCGGGCUCAGCCGGGAGAGCACGCUGAGCCUGAGCGGGCAGGUAGCGGCUCCAGCUCCCGGACUGCGCCAAGCCUACAAGCUAAGGCCGCCAGCGCCACCGUGCCGGCGUCGCCUUUUCGCCACCGAGCAAUGGUGUGCGGAGAGUGCCAGCCACGCGCGGGACUCUGAGCUCCGACGGUUCCGUGCCCCCACCUCUCCUCUUCCUUCGGGAGACCCUCGCUCUGGGCCAGCUACGCUCACGGGCCAUGAAGCUCUGGCCCAGAGUCGCUCGCCUCUGAGCUGCGCAUCGCCGGCUCCAGCCCCGGCGCUGUUUGGCCACAUACCGCACUCUGACCCCUGAAGCUCCCCAUCCCCUCCCAGCGACAGCGCCCAGGUGCUCGGAGAUGGCGCUCCGCGGGACCCUCCGGGCGCGCAAAGUUCGCAGGAGGCGAGAGAUGCUGCCGCAGCAAGUUGGUUUCGUGUGCGCGGUGCUGGCCCUGGUGUGCUGUGCGUCUGGCCUCUUCGGCAGCUUGGGGCACAAAACAGCUUCUGCUAGCAAACGUGCUCUACCAGACGCGUGGCGGAACAGAAAGCUGAUGGCUCCCGUGAAUGGGACUCAGUUGUUGAAGAACUGCACAGAGCCAGCCAUCCACGAGUUCCCCACAGACCUGUUCUCCAAUAAGGAGCGACAGCACGGAGCUGUCCUGCUGCACAUCCUCGGUGCUCUGUACAUGUUCUACGCCUUGGCCAUCGUGUGCGACGACUUCUUUGUUCCGUCCCUGGAGAAGAUCUGUGAGAAACUCCACCUGAGCGAGGACGUGGCAGGAGCCACCUUCAUGGCCGCAGGGAGCUCCACGCCAGAGCUGUUCGCCUCGGUCAUUGGUGUCUUUAUCACCCACGGCGAUGUCGGGGUGGGGACCAUCGUGGGCUCCGCCGUGUUCAACAUCCUGUGUAUUAUUGGAGUCUGUGGACUCUUUGCUGGUCAGGUGGUGCGUCUGACGUGGUGGGCCGUGUGCCGGGACUCCGUGUACUACACCUUGUCUGUCAUUGUGCUCAUCGCGUUCAUAUACGAUGAAGAAAUUGUGUGGUGGGAAGGCUUGGUGCUGAUCGUCUUGUACGGGUUUUACAUUCUGAUCAUGAAGUACAAUGUGAAGAUGCAGGCCUUUUUCACAACCAAACAAAAGAGCAUUGCCAACGGCAACCCGGUCAGCAACGAGCUGGAAGAUGGUAAUGACUUCUAUGACGGUAGCUAUGAUGACCCCUCGGUGCCAUUGCUGAGGAAAGUGAAGGAGAAGCCGCAGUACGGCAAGAACCCCGUGGUGAUGGUGGACGAGAUCCUGAGCUCCAGCCCCCCCAAGUUCAACUUCCCCGAGGCGGGCCUGCGCAUCAUGAUCACCAACAAGUUUGGGCCCAGGACCCGGCUGCGCAUGGCCAGCAGGAUCAUCAUCAAUGAGCGGCAGAGACUGAUCAGCUCGGCCAACAGUGUGAGCAGCAAGCCGCUUCAGAACGGGACGCACGAGAACAUCGAGAACGGGAAUGUCCCCGUGGAAAACCCUGAGGACCCUCAGCAGGACCAGGAGCAGCAGCCGCCACCCCAGCCACCACCCCCGGAGCCAGAGCCGGUGGAGACUGCCUUCCUGUCCCCCUUCUCCAUGCCUGAAGCACGAGGGGACAAGGCCAAGUGGGUGUUCACCUGGCCCCUCAUCUUCCUCCUGUGUGUCACCAUCCCCAACUGCAGUAAGCCCCGCUGGGAGAAGCUGUUCAUGGUCACCUUCGUCACUGCCACACUGUGGAUCGCCGUCUUCUCCUACUUCAUGGUGUGGCUGGUGACCAUCAUCGGAUACACCCUGGGCAUCCCCGACGUCAUCAUGGGCAUCACCUUCCUGGCCGCAGGCACCAGUGUCCCCGACUGCAUGGCCAGCUUGAUCGUGGCCAGACAAGGCCUUGGCGACAUGGCGGUGUCCAACACCAUAGGAAGCAAUGUGUUUGACAUCCUGGUGGGGCUCGGCAUCCCGUGGGGCCUGCAGACCAUGGUCAUUAGUUAUGGAUCCACGGUCAAGAUCAACAGCCGGGGUCUGGUCUAUUCUGUGGUGCUGCUGCUGGGCUCCGUCGCGCUCACCGUCCUCGGCAUCCACCUCAACAAAUGGCGACUGGACCGGAAGCUGGGCGUCUACGUGCUGGUUCUCUACGCCAUCUUCCUGUGCUUCUCCAUAAUGAUAGAGUUUAACGUCUUCACCUUCGUCAACCUGCCCAUGUGCCGAGAAGACGAUUAGAGCUGAGCCACCACCCCGCGCCUCCUGGCCGCCCACCACACUGGCGUCCUUCUCUCUCCCUCCCCCGCCACAGGUCCCUCCUGCCUCAGCCACCACCAUCUGUCCUUUCAUGAGCUGGAAGGAAGGGCCAUCAUGGUCUUUGCCUGGUCCCAGCCCAGGCUGCUGGCCUGCUCCUUGGAGUCAGCCCCCAAGGCAGGGUCCUGGCGGUACUCGAGUUGAGCAGCUCCACAGGCCCCUGAGCUGCCAGCCGCGGGGACAUGGAGUGUCCCAUCUCUUGCACACUUCUGCAUGCAGCUUGUCUUUCUCCUCCAUGGGCAGGCUCAGAAACGAGGCGGUCGGUACCCACGAGGUCUCUCUGGGCAAGUGCAAAACAAAAGUGCCACUCUGUAGUGUCAGCUCGGGGCCAGAGGAGUGAGGUCCUCAGGCAACAUGUGUCCCCAGGAGCCUCUGACUUCUGCCGGAAGCACUCACAGUUUGGAAGAGGCAAGGCGUCACCCUGCUGGGGUUGGAGACCAUGACAGCAGACAUUCCACUCCUUUUUCUGGAAAAAUUAGAAGAAUGGAAACAUUUCUUUCACCGCAGAAGAGAGAAACGCAAAUACUCUUAUCCUUUUUAUUGAUGCAGAGAAUGAGCAGUGAAAUAUUAAAAAAUAAAACAUCCGACAGAUCAUCAUACUUGAAAAAUAUCAUUCCACACUAAAAGAUCAUGAUGGGGACCCAAAAAGGUCACCCCUGUACAAAAAUGAAACCUCUGUGUCUCGUCUUGCAUUGACGUGAAGAUGUUUGGUUUGAAAUAUAGAAAAAGGUGAAGGACCAACGUGGAAACAGGUGCUAACUCAGAGACACAGUGAGGACUGCAGUUCACUGCUCGACAUUCCAGACCUUCUGUGUGAGGCAAUGCACUGUCUGUCCAGGUUUGUCAUUUCUUUAAUGUUUUAGCUUCAUAACCCCCUUGUGGAAAGACGCAGUUGUUUGUAUGCCCAGCCAAUUUCAGAACUGAUGGUUUUAGUGACAAGAAGAGAGAUUUCCUUCAAAACCAUGAAUUGCUCUCGGGUUAGCUGGAGGCAAGUCUGAAAACCAUAUCUUGGAAUUUUUAGAGCUAAUUUUCUUGAAACUCAUAGUUUACUACAUAUGAAAGGCCGGGGAUAGGAGACUGAUUAAAAAAUAGAGAAGCAUGGAACUAUGUUCAACUGCUUCGUAGCUCUAAAAAGUAUACUGAAAAGAUUUAUGAACACAAACCUUUCCUGGGUUCUCAAAAGCAAGCACAAAUUAAUUUUCUAUAGAGAGUGUUCUUUUAUUUUUUUAACGUUUCUAUCGCAAAAGUCUACCGGAUCUGAUGCACUUUUAAUAUUGAGCUAUUUUGCACAGGAGAAGACAUGGGAGCCACCCCUGUCGAUGUCAGAGGAAAGGUUUUUAGUGAUUCACCAGAAAUCGCUUUAAACUUGGCAAUGAGUUUAACUCCAGUAGCUAACCCCCUCCUGAGACACCAAGCUCAUGACCCAUGUUGGAAUUUGUGACUAUGCUCUGUAAGGCCUCCGGAAUUCCAAAAGGAGGAAGUGUUCGAGUCUGCGUCCCCAAGUUCCCUUAAGCAUGACCCUGUGGUGGGACUUGGCUCCCGGCACCAGUUCCCAUCCAGGACUCACAUCAGUAUUAGAGGGACACCAUAUCAAUGCUUCUCUUUCUGUUUCUCUACCCAGAGCCUGGGCUCAGGGGCCUUCAAAUUGAGAAAUAAAAAGGAUUUUCCUAAGAAA